UAGUACAACGAACAUAGUACAAGGAACCGAGAAGAAAAGAUAAGCUUUGUCUUUGGUUUCAAAUACAAAAGAUGGAACUUUUUGCAAAACUCUUCUCGGCGUUGGUUCUGUGGGUAGUUGUAAUGGCACACCAGGUAGUUGCACUAAACUUAUUGAAUGAAAAUCUAAUUAUCGGCAAGGAAACAGUACCCACAGGAAAGAUUCUAAUCAAUAAGGUAUGCACAAAGUCCCAAACCAGAGACCUCUGCAUUGAGGUCCUCUCAUCGGAUCCAGUAAUUAGUCCUACUGCUAAUCUCAAAGACUUGGCAAUCCUUUCCCUUAGGGUUGCUGCCACAAACGCCUCCGGCAUCCUCAGCGAUGCCAAAAUUCUCAUUGAUGACGUCAACCUAGACCCUGAUGUCCAACAAGGUUUGGCUGAUUGCAAGGAGAACAUUUUGGAUGCAGAGAGCCAGCUAGAGGACACCAUUGCCUCCUUGAUGAUUGGUUUGGAAUCUGAAGCACAACGUUGGCUCAAAGCUGCCUUGGCUGCCAUCGACACUUGCGAUGCCUCUAUCCCCGGAGAUGAUGACAUUCUCUCUGUUGAGAGCACAGUCUUCCGCAAGCUCUGCAACAUUGCCAUCACCGUCACCAAGCUCUUCGUUAAUUCAAAUAGGUUAUAAAAUCCUUCGGCAUUGUGGAUCCAUCCAUAUUUUGCUGUGUGUAUCUUUUCUUCAUCAUGUCCUUGUCGAUCUCAAUUCCAUCAUUAUAUGAUUAUAUUCCUACUGCACUGUUGU
This is a messenger RNA of Vigna angularis (adzuki bean), 773 nucleotides long. RefSeq names its product pectinesterase inhibitor. The transcript has a single exon. Lineage: Eukaryota; Viridiplantae; Streptophyta; Magnoliopsida; Fabales; Fabaceae. Gene Ontology annotation, molecular function: enzyme inhibitor activity. The coding region runs from base 72 to 659 and encodes 195 amino acids. Gene Ontology annotation, biological process: negative regulation of catalytic activity. The record is from RefSeq and is a predicted model, not a curated record.